Messenger RNA from Seriola dumerili (greater amberjack), 2796 nucleotides. It is a transcript of the gene pparg, whose product is annotated as peroxisome proliferator activated receptor gamma. Gene Ontology annotation, molecular function: RNA polymerase II cis-regulatory region sequence-specific DNA binding; nuclear receptor activity; zinc ion binding. The transcript has 9 exons. Gene Ontology annotation, cellular component: nucleus. The record is from RefSeq and is a predicted model, not a curated record. Gene Ontology annotation, biological process: positive regulation of transcription by RNA polymerase II; regulation of lipid metabolic process; cell differentiation. NCBI's taxonomy places the organism in Eukaryota, Metazoa, Chordata, Actinopteri, Carangiformes, Carangidae. The coding region runs from base 24 to 1682 and encodes 552 amino acids.
CACAGCGUGAGUGUGAGCUUGACAUGCAAACACCAGGCAGAGAUUUUAACCAUCAAAGUGGUCACAACUUCUCAGUAGACAUGGUGGACACCCAGCAGCUCCUAGCCUGGCCUGUUGGUUUCAGUCUGAGCGCCGUGGACCUCUCGGAGCUGGACGACAGCUCCCACUCCCUCGACAUGAAGCAUUUGUCCACAUUAGACUACGCCUCCAUCUCCUCCACCUCCAUCCCUUCCUCCCUGUCUCCCCCACUUGUAUCCUCCAUCUCUUCCGUUGGCGUGGCCUACGACCCCAGUCCACCGCAGAGCGAAGAACACCUGACCAACAUGGACUACACGAACAUGCAUAGCUACAGGACGGAGCCAAACACGCACAAUUUAAUCAAGCUGGAGCCGGAGUCGCCACCUCAGUACUCUGACAGUCCCGUGUUCUCCAAGCUCCAGGACGAUACGGCAGCGGCAUCACUAAACAUCGAGUGUCGCGUGUGUGGGGACAAAGCCUCAGGGUUUCACUAUGGCGUCCAUGCCUGUGAAGGCUGUAAGGGUUUCUUCAGACGCACAAUCAGACUAAAGCUGGUGUACGACCACUGCGACCUUCACUGUCGUAUUCACAAGAAGUCCCGCAACAAAUGCCAAUACUGUCGCUUCCAGAAGUGCCUCAAUGUCGGCAUGUCACACAACGCUAUUCGCUUUGGCCGAAUGCCCCAGGCGGAGAAGGAGAAGCUGCUGGCUGAGUUCUCGUCCGACAUGGAGCACAUGCACCCGGAGGCAGCAGAUCUGAGGGCUCUGUCCCGGCAUCUGUACGAGGCCUAUCUGAAAUACUUCCCCCUCACCAAGGCCAAGGCCAGGGCCAUCCUCUCUGGGAAGACUGGAGACAACGCGCCUUUUGUCAUCCAUGAUAUGAAGUCUCUAAUGGAAGGAGAGCAGUUUAUUAACUGCAGGCAGAUACCCAUCCAGGAGCACCAGCAGCAGACCUCUGCCCUCACAGCUGGACACGGAGGGGUCACAGGAGUUCACAUGGGGACAGAGUGUGGUGUUUUCGGAAUGACCAACAUCAGCGGACAGGGACCAACGGACGCUGUGGAGCUACGUUUCUUCCACAGCUGUCAGUCGCGCUCGGCUGAAGCAGUGAGAGAAGUGACAGAGUUCGCCAAGAGUAUCCCGGGGUUCAUUGAUCUGGAUCUAAAUGAUCAGGUCACCUUGUUGAAGUAUGGUGUGAUAGAGGUCUUGAUCAUCAUGAUGGCACCUCUGAUGAACAAAGACGGGACACUGAUCUCCUAUGGACAGAUCUUCAUGACGCGAGAGUUCCUCAAGAGUCUCAGGAAACCUUUCUGUCAAAUGAUGGAACCAAAGUUUGAGUUCUCUGUUAAGUUCAACACGCUGGAGCUGGACGACAGCGACAUGGCGCUGUUUCUGGCUGUCAUUAUCCUCAGCGGGGACCGUCCAGGCCUCCUGAAUGUGAAGCCCAUCGAGCAGCUUCAGGAGACAGUGCUUCAUUCGCUGGAGCUGCAGCUGAAGCUAAACCACCCAGACUCUCUGCAGCUGUUUGCCAAGCUGCUCCAGAAGAUGACAGACCUGCGUCAGAUCGUCACGGACCACGUCCACCUCAUCCAGCUGCUGAAGAAGACCGAGGUGGACAUGUGCUUACACCCACUCCUGCAGGAGAUCAUGAAGGACUUGUAUUAGAACUUAACAGGAGAAGAGGAGAAAAAAAAGUGGGAAGAGAAAUAAAAUAGAAAGUAAAAAGAUUUUAUUUUUAAAAUCAUGAGUUGAGAUUAAGCACUUUGUGCUCCUGGUGUGUUGAAACAAGUGAUGCAGCCAGACAGACAGGCUGACUGACUGACUGACUGACUGACUGACUGAAACAGAGAAAGAGAUGGGGGGAGAACAGGAAAAAGAGAAAUCAAGGAAAGAGACAGAAUCUGAGUUUUAGAUCUUGUCUAGACAGCAGCAUGUGAAUAACUUGUGGUGCACAGUCAUUUAGCCACUGCUGAGCCUGGACAUUUCGCUAUGAGUAGGCUGCCAACUUAAAUACGAAACUAUUGCACCAAUCAGGAUGAGUAUCUGAGUAACUGAAAGAGUGGGGACUUUCUUAUUGGCAAGCUCAAGCAUCAAAUUGUGAAUGCUCAACACAGCCUGCUUCAAGUGCCUUAAGGAGAAAUGUAUCACUGUGAAUAUUGUACACCUCAUGUCACACAGUACAGUAUGUGUUGUUCAUGUGCAGCUUAUCUUCAUGUUGCGUUACAACCGUCUUAGACAGCAGCAGCAGUGGGUACGUGCUUCAGUACCUCUGCGAACACGCACAAAUGCGUGAAUGCUCACGCACACACAAACACACACACACACACACACACACACAAACAAUGCACAGACAGUUGUUUUCGAUGUUUGCAUCGGGGUGAAGGUGCUAUCUCUUUUUAAUCAGCUUUAUCCAAAGAUAGAAAUCAGAUUGUGGCCUGUAACAUAUUUUAGUCUCCGUCACCUGUAACAAACUGUGAGAAAGUAUGAAGCCAACUAAGGGCACAUUACCGCGAUGAUGUCAGCUCUUACAUGCAAUAUUGUGCCUUUAAGAUUUGAUGUUCGACUUUAUUGUGAAAUGAAUGCCGUUUAACAACAUAUUAUAUAUAUUAUACACGUAUAAUGUAUAAUAUAUAUACAGUCCCUUGUAUUAUUUUCAUAUGGAUGUCUGUCAAAAACAAUUGGAUUCUCAGCCGUAGUUGUUUUAUUUCAAAUUCUGAAAAAAAUGGUUGAGCUAUAAUUUUUACAAUGAAAUUAUGUUGUAUCUAUGCAAAGUGUAAAC